AUGUCAGCACAAUUACAAAGACCUUUGCUUGCUGAAAAGCCCGAUAUUGUUGUUGCCACACCUAGUAAAGCACUUGUUCAUUUAGAAGCCGGCAACAUGGUUCUUGACAAGUCACUCGAAAACCUUGUGAUUGAUGAAGCAGAUUUAGUUUUAUCUUUUGGUUAUGAAGAAGAUGUUCGCAAGAUUUUAAGCUAUUUACCCAAGAUUUAUCAAAGUUUUUUGAUGUCUGCUACAUUUACCAAGGAAAUUGAAGAAUUACAAGCUCUUGUUUUAAGAAAGCCAGCUAUUUUAGCCUUAGAGGACACAAAGGAAGAAACCGACUCACUUACACAAUACGUGGUCAAAUGUACUGAAUUCGAAAAGUUCUUGUUUGCAUUUGUCAUUAUCAAGCUCAAAUUGAUCAAGGGAAAGAUUUUACUGUUUGUCAAUGAUAUUGAUCGUUGCUACAAGUUGAAACUCUUUUUGGAACAAUUUUCUAUCAAGGCCUGUGUGUUAAAUUCUGAAUUACCAUUAAACUCUAGAUAUCAUAUUGUGGAAGAAUUUAACCGUGGUAUCUAUGAUUAUUUAAUUGCUACUGAUGAAUCCGAAUUGAAGGGUGAACAAGAUAGUGAUGAUGAAGCCGAGGACGAUGAUGAGGAAGUUGAGGAAAAGGAGGUCACAGAAGAGGAUAAAAAGGUACAAAAGAAGGAUAAAAAGGUGCAACGUGAUAAAGAAUACGGUGUUUCUCGUGGUGUUGAUUUCCAAGGAGUUGCUGCAGUGAUUAAUUUUGAUUUCCCUACAAGUGCCAAAGCAUAUACACAUCGUAUUGGACGUACAGCCCGUGGUGGGCAACGUGGUAUGAGUUUAUCAUUUGUUGUGACCAAGGAUUUGGUUGAAGAUAAAAAAGAAGUUUCAAGAGGCAAAGGAUACAGCGAUGAAGCUAUUUUUAAGCGAGUUUUGAAACAACAAGAAGAAAAGAACACGGAAUUGAAACCUUACAGUUUCGAAAAGAAGAAUGUUGCUGGAUUCAAGUACAGAGUCGAAGAUGCGUUAAAGGCGGUUAACAAGGUUGCCAUCAAAGAAGCACGUAUCAAGGAAAUUAAGCGUGAAAUUAUGAAUUCCGAAAAGUUAAAGGCACAUUUUGAAGAUAAACCUAAGGAUUUGGAUUUCUUGCGCCAUGAUCAUGCCCUUCAACCUGCUCGUGUUCAAGAACAUUUAAAGCAUAUUCCUUCUUAUUUAAUGCCUCGUAUUGCCGUGCCUACUGCUAUGGCUAACACAGAGCCUAUUGAUGUGCCAUUUAAGAGCGAAAAGCGUAAGCGUGGACCCGCUAAGAAAGGAGGCAAUAAACGCAAGGAUCCUUUGAAGAUUAUCCGCCGCCGCUAG
Messenger RNA from Mucor mucedo, 1362 nucleotides. Its product is annotated as P-loop containing nucleoside triphosphate hydrolase protein. The record is from RefSeq and is a predicted model, not a curated record. NCBI's taxonomy places the organism in Eukaryota, Fungi, Mucoromycota, Mucoromycetes, Mucorales, Mucoraceae. Gene Ontology annotation, cellular component: nucleolus. Bases 1 to 1362 code for a protein of 453 amino acids. Gene Ontology annotation, molecular function: nucleic acid binding; ATP binding. The transcript has 3 exons.